AUGCAAGCCUAUCUCGCAGAGAAAUACAUGUCAGGCCCAAAAGCAGAGGCUAUCCUUUCCCGCGCAGGGCCCAAGAAAACGAAGAAGAAACGCAAAGUUGACUCGAAUGGUCCGUCCAUGUUCAUUGACGAGGACACCGGUUUUGGAGACGAACGGUCCCAACGAGAACGAGAAGAAGCAUUGGACAUCGCCGAAGCGGUAGUAGCAAGUGACGGGAGCUUUAAAAAGCGGCAAAGCAAUCAAGAUUCGAAUUGGACAACAGUACGGGAGGGCGAAAGGGAGGAAAGCCCCCCAGUUCCAGCAGACGAACAACCCCUUGUCGUGUCGGAGGAUACUUCGCAGCCUUUCAAAGGUGGCCUACUAACUUCGGAUCAACUACGACGUGCCCUACCAAAGUCUAACGUUAAGAUGGAGGAAAUGUCCAAGGAAGACAUGGAGGCAGCUCAAGAGACGGUGUAUCGUGACGCAUCGGGUAGGAAGAUCGAUAUGAAAGUCGCCCGUGCGGAGGCCGCAAGAAAGAAGAGGGAAAAAGAGGAGAAGGAGUCUCAAAAGAUGGAAUGGGGAAAAGGCUUGGUACAACGAGAGGAAGAAGAAAAACGGAGAUUACAACUGGAGAAGAACAAAUCCUUACCGUUCUCUCGAUAUGCAGACGAUAAAGAGCUAAACGAGGAGCGCAUGGCGGAACAACGAUGGAACGACCCUGCCGCAGCAUUCCUCAUGAGAAAGAAGACUAAAGGUCCCCGUAAACCAGAAUAUACUGGGCCACCUCCGCCUCCUAACCGUUUUGGAAUCAAACCUGGAUAUAGAUGGGAUGGCGUAGACCGCAGCAAUGGUUUCGAGAGGAAGUUGUUCCAGCGGCAAAAUGAAAGACAACGGGUGGCGACGGCAAGCUAUGAAUGGAGUGUUGAUGAUAUGUAA
Molecule: messenger RNA, 918 nt
Organism: Pisolithus orientalis
Lineage: Eukaryota; Fungi; Basidiomycota; Agaricomycetes; Boletales; Pisolithaceae
Product: Pre-mRNA-splicing factor of RES complex-domain-containing protein
Exons: 3
Coding region: 1-918 (305 amino acids)
Biological process (GO): mRNA splicing, via spliceosome
Cellular component (GO): U2-type spliceosomal complex; RES complex
Molecular function (GO): RNA binding
Source: RefSeq, a predicted model, not a curated record